Messenger RNA from Postia placenta MAD-698-R-SB12, 1581 nucleotides. RefSeq lists its product as hypothetical. Lineage: Eukaryota; Fungi; Basidiomycota; Agaricomycetes; Polyporales; Adustoporiaceae. Gene Ontology annotation, molecular function: oxidoreductase activity; FMN binding. The transcript has 6 exons. Bases 1 to 1581 code for a protein of 526 amino acids. The record is from RefSeq and is a predicted model, not a curated record.
AUGUCCGUAGACCAGAAUGUGCGACUCCCCUGCGGACGCACUGCGAGAAACACGCUUGCCAAGGUCGCGUUAUACGAGCACCUCGGCGAUACCUAUGGCAGUCCUCCCACUGAGCAGCAUGCCGCUCUCUAUUCGCGUUGGGCGCAAGGCGAAUGGGGCAUAGUCGUCACGGGCAAUGUUCAGGUGUCCCCCGCACAUCUUAGUCUGAGCAGGGACAUCGUCAUUCCGCCACAAAUCACCCCUGAGGCACUAGAACCGUUCAAGCGUCUCGCCGAUGCCAUGCACGGUCUUGAGCCUGGGUCUGUAGACACAACACCCCGGGAUGCCCCCAAGUCGCUCGCAAUUAUACAGCUGUCCCAUGCUGGACGCCAAUCCAUGAACCUGCUUGGGGGGCGUAAGCCUUUCGCGCCUCCCCUCGCGCCCAGCGCUGUUCCGAUGCGCACAAAGACGAACGACAGUUCACUGUCGUUCUUGACGCACAUGGUAGACGCGUUGAUGUUCACGCCCCCACAGCCGAUGACCAUAUCUGACAUCGAUGUAACCAUCGAGGCGUUCAUCCGAGGCGCACACGUCGCAGCCCAGAGCGGACUUGACGGCGUACAAAUCCAUGCCGCCCAUGGUUAUCUUAUCGCUCAAUUUAUAUCACCCAAAACAAACCUCCGUGAGGACGAGUAUUCCGCACAGAAAGCGCCGCUCCACUUCCUGCACCGGAUUGUCUCGACCAUCCGCGCCUCUGACACCAUCCCUCGCGACUUCGUUGUCGGUAUCAAGCUGAACUCUGCAGAUUACGUCGACACGGGUCCCGAGCAGCAGACCAAAGACAUCGAAGAGCUCAACGCCGAGCGUGAGGCGCGUGCGCUUUCUCACGUGCAGGAAAUCUCAUCAUGGCGCAUGAUCGACUUCAUCGAGAUCAGCGGUGGCGAUUACGAGAAUCCAACGUUUAUCACAGGCUUGAAAUCGUCUUCCCCGCGCCAGGCCAUAUUCAACCAGUUUGCGCACAAGGCGAUGGGAGUCGUUGACAUCCCGCCCGCUUCCUCCGAGCCUUUCCUUCCCUCCCCGCCACUCAUCCUCCUCACCGGCGGCCUCAAGACGCCCGCCCUCCUCGCCUCCGCGCUCGCGAAGGGCCAUGCGCACCUCCUCGGCCUCGGCAAGGUGGGCAUCAUACAGCCCGACCUCCCGCGUCUCCUCGCGUCUGGCGACCAGGCGUCCCUAAGCAUACCGCCACCCGAGCCGGAUGUCACCGGGCUCGGCGCACCACUCCCCGCGUCCGCACCUAUCAGUGCACGCGUCGAGCGCGUGCUCCUCGCGCUGCUGCUCGCGGUCGUUCAGCGUAUCCCUGCGCAACCGCCCAAGCUCCUUGGCGCGACGGCGGCGGUGGCUUGGUACACGGUCAUGAUGCGCCGCCUCGCGGAAGGAGACCCGGUACCCGACUACACGAUCGGCGGGACUGCGUCGAUCAUCCGGAUGUGGUUCUGGGUGCGGCCCGAUAGCACUGUGCAAUCACGGUCGUCUCUAGGGUCGUGGUUCAAGAUGGGCCUGCUUGGGGUGACGAUCGGCGUAAUUGUUGGCUGCUUGCAUUGA